This is a messenger RNA of Hemicordylus capensis (graceful crag lizard), 5542 nucleotides long. It is a transcript of the gene SCAF1, whose product is annotated as SR-related CTD associated factor 1. The coding region runs from base 513 to 4982 and encodes 1489 amino acids. The transcript is spliced from 11 exons. Gene Ontology annotation, molecular function: RNA polymerase II C-terminal domain binding. NCBI's taxonomy places the organism in Eukaryota, Metazoa, Chordata, Lepidosauria, Squamata, Cordylidae. The record is from RefSeq and is a predicted model, not a curated record.
UCCGAUUUACUUCUGAGUAGACAUGGGUCCUGAAGAGGGCAUGUAAGGCUGGAUGUUCCCGGGCUUUGGAAAGCUUCUGGCGUUUUACCUGGAAGAACGAAUAGUGGAGAUGGAUGUGUUUGUGGCCUGCAAAUCUAUGAAAGGGCUUAAGGGGGCAUUUUGGUGUGAUUUGGAGGGCGCAGAGUGAGGAUUCGGUUAGGGCUUGUAGGGUUAUCAAAUCCUGCUCUGUGGCUUUUAGGCAAGGAACUGCUUGUAGGAAUGGGGAUUGGUGUGAAUUAGGCAUAUACCAAGUCCAUGGGGGAGAUAACUGGUUCAUGAUAGGGAGCCUGGUUUGUGGCAGAAAGGAGUAGAUGAAGAACAAAGUUACAUAAUGUGUGAGAGUUAUAGGGUUGAGAGAUUCCAUUUUGAUCAAGCAUAUCUGAGAGUAAUAUAGAACGGAGUGAGGGGGUGAGAAUGAGUUCGGAGAGAAAGAAGGACCAGGAAAAACAAAUGGAUUUGCAGCUUCUGCAGACAUGGAAGAGGAGGAGAAUCGACACCCCCCAGUAAGGGAGGAUCCUCCUGCACGAGGAGGCGAGAAGCCGACCACUGAAUCUUCUCUUGAUGCGGAUUGGGACCAAUCUGGUGCCUUCUGUGCUGGCCAAGUUAUCAUUUUGAAGGCUUUGCAGCAAGCUGUGGGCAGUGGUUUGACAGGUGAACUGCAAGACCCAGCCAAUGAGAAAGAUGGUGAAUACAAGCGCACAAGUCGAAGGAAAUGGUGCAGGAGCUCCAGGUCUGAAGGGCUCGGCGGAAGCUGGCUGGGAACUGGGGACCCUGCAUUGGUCUCUGAUAGGAGUGCCCUGAUGGGUGAGGUUCUUGAGACUCCUGCUGCUGCUGCUGCUGCGAUGCCUGCCUUGGCUGGAGUCCUGGAUUACCUGGAACUGACUUGCCAUUUGCCCCAGGGAGUAGAGAGCUCCACAGGGACCCAGGUGGUUUAUGGAGACGAAGAAAUGGAAGAAGUGGAGCUGGUGGCUGAGGUGCGGCUGGGAGAUGUUGGCACUCUGUCAGGUGUCUUGAGAAGAAAUCAAUCCUGGAGAAUGCAAAAGUCUGUCUGUGUCGGAUCAGCAACAUCCUGCUGGAGAGGAAGCAGACCAUGCCCCAUUGGCCACCUUUCCCUUCCAGAGCAGUCCUACCCCCUGGACCCACACAGAGCCCAGCCAAUAAUGGACAAGGCCACUUGGACUUCUGCUUUAGCCAGGAGUGAGCUUUUGCAGUUCCCCAAAACAGACAGGACUUCUCCUUCACCUUGCUUGGGCAUGGCUCUGGGCACUGGCAUGGGGGUAUCUAAUGGAGGGCAGCAGCGCCCGCAGGGUGCCACUGGUCGGGAGUCUGAAUCCCAGCAGCGUUCUCAGCCACCACCUGCCAGUUCCUUGGAUAAGACCAAUUCCAGCACCUCUUCUUCAUCAUCUUGCUCUUCAUCGACCUCCUCAGUGUCCCGCCAUCAGGGCCUGCCUGGCGAAGGAGGUGGUGGCGGCUCCGAAAACCCUUGCCCCCCAAUGCACUCCCCGGACUUAGAUAUUUAUGAUCCUUUCCACCCUACUGAUGAGGAUAACCUCAAUGGCGAUUUUGGUUUUGGUGACUCUCCCCACAAAGAGGCCGAGGGUGGGCGUCAUGACCAGAAAUACGAUCCCUUUGAUCCCACAGGCUCUAACCCCAGUUCCUCUGCUAGCACCCCUUCUCCCGAGGAGGAUGACGACGAUGACGAUGAUGAAGAUGAUGAUCAUGACCAGCAUCCUCCAGACAUGUCCCACAGCAUCAGUCGCAUCUCGGAAACAUUGGCUGGAAUCUAUGAUGAAAACAGCUUAAGCCAAGACUUCCCUAGCUCAGACAAAGGGCAAGAAGAUUCAGAACCAGAAGCAGAACCUGGCAGGGAUUAUGAAAGUGAGUCAGUCGGCCCCACUGAGGCCUCUGAGGCCAAGGAGCCCCCAGGUGCUGAUUCCACUCUGCCUGAGGAGCUUCCCCCAGAACAGAUGGAAUCCAAGGCUCCUGAACCACGCCGCAGGGUAUUUGUGGUAGAUCUGGCUCCUAAAGGCCGCUUGGAUGCUGAAGCCAAGCCCCAGCUGGAGGGGAAGGUGUCCCUGGAAGUGGUAACAGUUGGAAAUGCAAAGCUAAGGAGUGGGGAGAAAACAUCCAAAGGAAGUGGACAUCACCGAACUGGACGCCGGUCAUCCAUGGAGUGGGAUGGGAGUGGUGGGGGUGACUCGGAAAUAGAGGAAGGUGAGAUCGUCCAGCCAGAGGAUGAGCGGUACAGCCCCAUUCGACUAUUUCGGAGCAGGUGCCGGCCUGCUGAACAGCGCACCCUGCGGGUCGUGGAAGGAGAUGACUUCCUGUCACUGCAUGCAGACUCGGAUGAUGAAGGAGCCCUGCAGAUCGACUUUAGUGAGAGCCAACCUGACCCACGUUGGAAGGGUGUGGAUUUGAGACGGAAGAUCCUGACUCAGCGACGAGAACGCUUCCACCGGGCCCCAUCACCCCUGCCACCACCACCGCCUCCACCUGCCCCUAAACGCCCUGCCUCCAAGUCCCACUCUGGCUCCAGCUCUGGCUCAUGUAAGAAAUCUAAAAGGGAGCGCAAAAGGUCACGAGAGCGCAAGGCCUCGAAAACUAAAGAACCUUAUGCUUCGUCCUGGAACCCGAAGAAGAAAUCCAAGUCACGCUCCAAAUCCAAGGAACGUCGGCACUCGCACCACAGGGGCUCUCGCUCCCGCUCUCAUCAUCGCACCUCCCGCUCCUGGUCACCUUCCAUCAGCACCAGCUUGUCUGCUGUUGGUUCCUCACAUACCUCUGCUGAGCGACGCAAGAGCAGGCGUUCCAAGUCAAAGGAGAAGCGCCGUGGGCGCCGAUCCCGGUCACGCAGCAGUAGUCGCGCCCAUCGCAGUAGGCACAAAGACAAACACCGGGGAGAUGGUGGCAGAAAGAAGAAGAAACGCUCUCGGUCUCACUCACGGGAAAAGCAUCCCUCCCAUCGGAUAUCCAAGGACAAGGAGCGGGAAGUCCACCUGCUGGAGGAACCAAAAUCUGAGAAGGUCUUGAUGGAGCGGCGGAGAGAUGCACGGACUGUAGUGCCGCCGUCAAUCCAGGACCUCAAUGACAAUGACCUUUUCACCAUCAAGAGAACCAUCACAGUCAACCAUGAGGAGAAGAUGGACGGACUGUUGGAGACACCGGAGAGAGCCAAGCGGGAGGUGCUCUAUGAUUCUGAAGGGAUGAGUUUUGAUGCUUGUUUCUCAGACCGUGAGCCUACUGAAGAAUCAAAAUCUGCUGGGGUGCGGCUAGUGACCAAGGAAGACACAAUCCCAUCCCGCAAGGACAAACGGUCCGAGGAGGACAUGAAGCAGAAGGUGCCCAAGGAGAAAGAGCGCAAGAGGGCCUAUCUUGAAGACCGUCCUGGUGCCCGUGAUAAGUACAAAAAGAAAUUGAAAGAGGGACCUCCCUGCUCUGAACAACAAGAAUUGCCCAAAGCAGAAAAGAAGGCCCGACCUGAUAGGGACAAGUCUGGGAAGAAGAUUAAAGCUGGAAGCCACAAGGAGAGUGGCAAGUUAGGCUCAGGCCGGAAGGUGAAGCUCCAGUCUAAGGUGGCUGUACUGAUCCGUGAAGGAGUAAGCAGCACUACAUCAGUCAAGGAGGUGGGUUCCAUUGGUGUGAAAUUUAGCCGUGACAAGGAGAGCCGCUCACCUUUCCUCAAGUCGGAGGAGAAGGUGCUGAUGGUUGGGGCUUCAGCUGCAGGCCAAGGUGAGAUGGUUGAUGUCAAGGAGCCAGGUUUCAAGCCCAAGAAAGUCAAAGGGCUGAAGGCCAAGCUGGGAGUGAAAAAACUGAAAGGACUCAAGCCAAAGGGUGCCUCGGAGCCCAAGAAGAAGAAGAAACUCAAGGUUAAGACUGGGCUGAAGAAAUCCAAAGCUGACAGCUGCAGUCAGGGUGCCAGCAGCCCUUUGAGGGUCAAGGAGGAGCCCUCAUGGUCGGGCUCAGAGAAGUCAGAGGGCACAGCCAAGCCGCCUAGCCCUCAGCCGUUGGCUCCCGGCCAGGAGCUCACUCCUGAUUCCCAGACAGUGGACAGCAGCUGUAAGACACCCGAUGUCUCCUUCCUCCCUGAAGACCCCCCAGCUGAGCAGCCCAGGGUGCCUGAAGAUGAGCCAGAAGCAGACAGCUUGUCAGAGACCAAAGAGGAGCAGCCGCAGCCACAGCCACCCCAUCCUCCCCGCAGCCUGGCCCCUCCACCUGCUCCCAUGUCUUGGAACCUGCAGGGUGGGGUGGACUGCACCAGUGGUGUGUUGGCAUUGACUGCCCUGCUCUUCAAGAUGGAAGAGGCAAACCUUGCUAGCCGGGCAAAAGCCCAGGAGCUUAUUCAAGCAACCAAUCAGAUUCUGACCCACACCAAGCCCUCAGCCUCCUUGGGGCCUUCUCAGCCACCAGCACCACCUGCCCAUCCACCUGUGUCGCACCUGGCUGGACCACCAGUUUCGUACCUGCUUCAGGGCUCCCUGCCCCUAGGAGGCUGUGGCUCCACCCCCACCACCCCGACAGGAACGUUGCCUGGGACUUUGAGCCAGGCCCCCUCAGGCCCGCCCUCGGCCGGUCUCUUCGCUUCAUCGGGCACCGAUCUGGGCAGCACCAGCUCUGAGGGGCGUGGAGACAGCGAUAAGUACCUGAAAAAGCUUCAUACACAAGAGCGGGCAGUGGAGGAGGUGAAACUGGCCAUCAAACCGUAUUACCAGAAAAAGGAGAUCACCAAGGAUGAAUACAAGGACAUUCUACGCAAAGCCGUCCACAAGAUCUGUCACAGCAAGAGUGGAGAAAUUAACCCAGUCAAGGUGAACAACCUCGUGAAGGCCUACGUUCAGCGAUACAAAUACUUCCGAAAACAUGGACGCAAGAUGGAUGAGGAACCAGGCCCCCCCAGGGAAAUAGGGGGGCUGGACAAGUCUGGCUUGCCCAUGCCCCCACUCUGAUCUCCUCUGACCAGAAAAUCAAAAUGGCCUUCCUUUAUGCAAAUAGGCUUGGCUGAGCCCCCCACACCUCCCCCAUUACUGUGGGGUGCGUGGAAGGGGAGGGUUGGGGUGAUCAGUCUUUGUUUGGGGAGGGGUGGCAUUCGAAGAGUGCGAUUCUUGUGCAUCUGCUACCUGCCCCCUCCCCUGACACUUUCAUGGUUUUAGCCACAAAUCAACUUUUGUGUGUUACCCUGUAAAUACAGAUGGAAGAGGAUGGGGCUAAUUUUUAGUUCCACCCCUCUUGGAUUCCCAUGACAAUGGGUGGAUAUUAUUCCUCCCUCCCCUGCCCCCACUCACUUAGUUUUUACUCAUUUAGCAUGUUUUUAAUUUGAUGGUUUUAUCUACACCCUCCCCCAUCAGCAGUCAAGAAGCAGCAGUACCAUGAUCAGCCUAUAGAUGGCAGCUUCCUGCCACACUGGGUGGGUAAUGCACCCCUCAUACCUCACCCCAGUUGUAAGUUUGUCUGUCAUACUCUUUCCCUGUCCCUUUUCUCUUCAUAAAACUGCAUUUAGCCAUCUAAA